AUGUCGUCUAGCGACCUCUUCACCAGAACACGAGGUGCUCCGAUAAACUCAUGGUCAGAUGAUGCCGCUCAACUCGUGGGACCCGCUUGGUUAUGUGCACGAGGAGCCGACGUGUUCGUGCCUACUCCGGCUCAAAAAGGACAUCGCGGACUUUACAUCUCCCAGCCGCCCCCGGGUCUUUACAUCUCGCCCGAGGAAGCGGACAUCACCAAAGUCCAUGCGCUUGUUGUGGGUCCGUCGGGCAUGCCAUACGAAGGAGGUUUUUUUCAGUUCUUCAUGAAGUUCCCGCCGCAGUACCUGAUGAGCCCGCCGCGCGUACGUAUUGUGACCACGGACGCUGGACGAGUGCGCUUCAAUGCGAACCUUUACGCCAACGGUAAGGUGUCCCUCAGCAUCCUCGGCACCUGGCAAGGACCACCGUGGAGCCCGGCGCAGGGCAUCGAGAGCGUGCUCGUCUCGAUCCAGUCGCUGAUGAACGAAAAACCGUACUACAACGUACCCGGGUUGCCGAAGGCGCCGUCAGACGUCGUCCAGCACUACAACAACUGCAUCCAGCACGAAACCAUCAGGGUCGCCGUGUGUGGACAAGUAGAAGCUGCUCUCCAGGACAGCGCCGAGUGCCCCGCUACCUUAAGGGAGCAGAUCUUGAAAUCUUUCGCUGAAGCGUACGGAAAGUACGAAGACAUCGUCAAGGCCCGGCUUCACCUCACGGGUUCGAAGAUGCUGGGCACGGUAAGAGAAGGCUCAGUGUUCCAGUACGUGCAGCUGCUGUCACGACUGCAGGGCCUGAAGGAGCAGCUGAAACAGAAAAGGGAUGCCAUCGCUAUCAACAAUACCGCUGCACUAAUUGCUGGAUCUUGCCCAGAGUAGCAGAACAGAACUUCUGACAUUGCUUCGUGUUAGUGGCCUUAUUGCGAACAUAUAUUCGAAAUUCUUGCGGAUAAAAUUUUAAACCAGCAGACUGACAGCGCGAAGAAAAAAAUUACAUGGGGGCGCAUGCUUGCCUGCCAAUAAAAAGAGUCGCUGGUGCUUUCCUUA
Molecule: messenger RNA, 1038 nt
Organism: Dermacentor andersoni
Lineage: Eukaryota; Metazoa; Arthropoda; Arachnida; Ixodida; Ixodidae
Product: ubiquitin-conjugating enzyme E2 Z-like
Biological process (GO): negative regulation of apoptotic process
Cellular component (GO): nucleus
Molecular function (GO): cysteine-type endopeptidase inhibitor activity
Source: RefSeq, a predicted model, not a curated record